Molecule: messenger RNA, 3388 nt
Organism: Labrus mixtus (cuckoo wrasse)
Lineage: Eukaryota; Metazoa; Chordata; Actinopteri; Labriformes; Labridae
Gene: pacsin2
Product: protein kinase C and casein kinase substrate in neurons 2
Exons: 12
Coding region: 176-1699 (507 amino acids)
Biological process (GO): regulation of endocytosis; cytoskeleton organization; plasma membrane tubulation
Cellular component (GO): cytoplasm; plasma membrane; endosome
Molecular function (GO): protein binding; phospholipid binding
Source: RefSeq, a predicted model, not a curated record
CUGACGGUCGUGUCAAGUCAGUCAAUCGAUGGUGCAGCUGCCGAGCGGAAAAACGGGCGAAAAGAUUCGUAAAUUGGCACCAACGAGAGACACAAACUUCACCGUAACACAUAAACCCGAAAGAGGAAUAAAACUGUGCCAGGCCCUACACCAAGUGUAACUCAGGGCAGCCGCGAUGUCAGGGUCCUACGAUGACUCCAUGAUCGAUGUCUCCAGUGAUAGCUUCUGGGAGGUUGGUAACUACAAGCGGACGGUAAAACGGGUAGAUGAUGGACACCGACUCUGUAAUGAUCUGAUGAAUUGUAUUCAUGAGCGGGCUCGUAUUGAAAAGGCUUACGCACAGCAGCUCACAGAGUGGGGGAAGCGAUGGAGACAACUCAUAGAAAAAGGUCCUCAGUACGGUACAUUGGAGCGGGCGUGGUCAGCUCUGUGCACAGAGGCGGAGAAGGUGAGCGAGCUCCACAUGGAGGUGAAAUCGGCCCUGAUGGGAGAAGACUACGAGAAGCUGAAGAACUGGCAGAGAGAUGCCUACCACAAACAGAUGAUCGGCGGCUUCAAAGAGACAAAAGAGGCAGAUGACGGCUUCCGAAAGGCUCAGAAACCCUGGGCGAAGAAACUCAAAGAGGUGGAGACGAUGAAGAAGUCUUACCACUCUGCAUGCAAAGAGGAGAAGCUAGCAGCCAGCAGGGAGACAAACAGCAAACUGGAGAGCAACAACAACCCCGAAGCCCAAAAGAAGCUCCAGGAAAAGGUGGAGAAGUGUCAGCAGGAGGUGCAGAAGACUAAAGAACGCUAUGAGAAAUCCCUUGAAGAGCUCGACAAAGUGACCCCUCAGUACAUGGAGAACAUGGAGCAGGUGUUCGAGCAGUGGCAGCAGUUUGAAGACAACCGCAUCCGCUUCUUCAGUGAGCUGCUGCUGGAGGUGAAACAGCACCUCGAUCUAUCAACCAAUCACAGAUUCCAAACGGUGUACCACACGCUGGAAGACACGGUCUCUGCUACUGACGCUGAAGAUGACCUGAAAUGGUUCCGGUCCAAUCAAGGCCCAGGGAUGCCAAUGAACUGGCCUCAGUUUGAGAAUUUGGACUGGUCCCACCCUCGCUCCUUUAAGAGAAGGUCCAUUGUAGACUGGUCCAUAGACCUGAACCGAACCCUCAGCAGACGAGAAAAGAAGAAACCAUCAGAGGGCGUCACUCUGACAGGCAUCAGUCAAACUGGGUCAGAUCAGCCUGUGCAGCCUGCCAAGACCAGCAGCAGCCUCACUGUGCCUAAAACAGCGCCAGUUGGCUCAAACCCCUUUGAAGAUGAUGAAGAGGAAGACGAUGAGGAGGAGGAGGAGGAGGAGGCAGUGGAGCAGCAGACCACAGUCAACCACAUCAGUGUGAAUAAAGAGGAAAUAAAAACUGCGAGCAGUGUGGAGAAGACUCCUGACUGGUCAGAUGAAGACACAAGCGUAAACCCUUUCUCAACUAACGGUGAUGGGAAUCCAUUUGAAGAGGAGCCGGCUUCUCCGGUCGUAUCUGUACCGGUCAGAGCCCUCUAUGACUAUGAAGGACAAGAGCAGGACGAGCUCAGCUUCAAAGCAGGGGAUGAGUUCACCAAAAUUGGCGAGGAAGAUGAUCAGGGUUGGUGCAAAGGUCGGCUCAAGGAGGGAAAAACCGGCCUCUAUCCUGCUAACUAUGUUGAAGACAUCCAGUAAUGAAUCAUCACGUAAAUUAAAAAAUGUGAAGGAAGAAGAAAGUGGUGUUUUGGGAAAUGACAGUGCGGCUGGAAACAUGAAAGCUCUGCCUCAUUUUUUUUUAACCGUUUCCUCCCUGUUAGUAAAGACUGGACUGCUGUGGGAGAUGGACCGAGAGAUUAUGAAUGGACCACUCAAAAUCUUGUUGCUCGUCACAGAUUGACCCUCAUAGAAACUUAGUACAAAAGAUGGAAAUAAACCACAAGUUUCCAGAUUCAAGGGGAGGAGGAGCUCAGAGAAAAAAAAAAUGCUGUCAGUGUAAGAUAUGUUGUGUUACUUAAAAAUCCCAUUUAUGCUGUUACAAAAAAAAUACAAGCUUUUCAAGUAUAUAUUAGAUACGAUUCAAUGAGAUUUGUGUGAAUUUAUGUAUUGUUUAAACGAAAACACUGGGAUGACAGUCUAAUUGUGUGGCGAUGUUACAUGCAGCCUUGAUAUGCAGCCUUGAUAUGCAAGCCACUAUGGAUUCAUUAAGGGAGAGGACCUUCUUUAUAAUGACCUGCUCUGUGCCUGAUCAAAUCUAGUCCAGAAAUGUAAAUCCUUUCAUUUUAGUGGACAGAGUAGUCCCUUAUGUUGAGAUAAUUGUGCCAGAUUGAAAGUGAUUUUUUUAGUGCUUACAUAGUUUUGCCAUUCUUUUCAGGGUUUUGUUAAUACACUCAGUUCAUUCACUGUUCUGGUUAGAUUUUGGAAUAAUGGCGAUCAAAGGAGCCAUAUCCUGGCAUAGUCUACAUUAGUUCACUGGCAUUGAAUGUAUAAUCACUGAUUGUAUUUUCUCACUUCUUGAUUGUUCACUUUUGCUUAUGUUAGGGUUUUGUUUGUUUUGCAGCCACCGGCAUGGGCUACGUUUCAUGCAACACUGAAAAUCUCUCCCACGUUUAUCGCACUUGAAUCGCCAUGUCUAAUCCUCUCACUUCUUUUUAAAUGUCAAGGUAUGGGAGAGUAUAUUUUUAGUGUAUGUUAUAUGCAAUAAAACAACAGUUGAGUAUGGUAUCACAUACAUUCAUGUAAAUAGCCUCAAUGAGACGUAUUAGAACAAAUUGAGGGUGAAAAUCAGAUCAUACGUAGUUGGAAGUUGAUGAUUGUUAAUUUAUGAUGCCACAAGUGCUUUUGUUCUACUCUUGUUAGAAUGCUGUGACUGAAAAUCAAUUUGUAUAGUAAUUGAAUAUUUUAUGGCAAAUAUCCCUGAAAUCUGUUAUUUUGUUACAUUUGUAAAUAUGAUUUUUUUUUUCCUUCAUUGAGGAGCCUAAUUAAUUAGAUAAUAGCAUAUAAAUACUUCUGAAUUAUAUUCUUGGAGCUCUGACACAAAUGGAUACAGCUGAUGAAAUUACCUUAAUACAUGAUACAUUUUGAUCAUCAAGUAUUUAGACCGCUCGCAUGUUUUGUAGGGAUGAACUGCUGGUUUUUGAUUUGUGCAAGCUCCAACUUCAUCCCCAGUGUAACGAUGAAAUCAUUGAAAAAAUGCUGUUUUAAUGCCUUCAACUGCAGCAGGAGAGGAGGACAGGAUAUUUUUGCAUUUAUUAAUUGUGAGAAAGGAGAUGUCGUGCUCAUGUUUUCAGGGCCUGCUGUCGUUGACACGCAGCAACAGGUGUACUUGCACAGUAAGGUUUGUAAAUGUUGUCUCACAACAUAAUAAAUGAAUUUAUUGGAAAAACA